AGCGAUUGGGUUGGACCCAUACUAUAGCACUUACGGUGGAAAGACAACAAAAUGGUUGCAUCGUUCUAAUGACCGUCCAAAUCUCCAUUACUGCAUCCACCAAAUGCAAUACAGCAAAGAUUCCUGUAAUGACUUAGGAUUCCUCAUCCCGCUAGGCCUACAAGAGUCUGAUCCUCCUCCAAUCCCAUUUCUCGUGUACUGCGAGUCCCGGGCUGAUGCUGAGCGCAGCGCCAACUUCCUGAGGUUGUGAGUGUGUGCACCCCUCAAAGAUAGAAUCGUCUGGGUGCAUUCUGGGAUGUCAGACGGUCAUAAGUUGAUGGUAGUCAAGUUAUUUAAGGAAGGGAACCUCAUUGGACUUACAAGCAUGGAAUCAUUGGGACUGGGCCAUGACCUAGCAAAUGUGACCCGUUUGGUUCAGUUUGGGCCACCAGACAAUUUAAACACAUUAACUCAGCGCUUUGGGAGAGCUGCUCGGAGUCCGGAUAUUUCAGCAAUCGUUGUUCUUCUUGCACCAAAAGACUAUUUUGAAGAGACACGUCGCCAGCGAGAGGAGAGGGCACGAAAGACGGCAGACAACAAGAAACGGAAAGCUGAU
This is a messenger RNA of Cantharellus anzutake, 595 nucleotides long. RefSeq lists its product as uncharacterized. The record is from RefSeq and is a predicted model, not a curated record. NCBI's taxonomy places the organism in Eukaryota, Fungi, Basidiomycota, Agaricomycetes, Cantharellales, Hydnaceae. The annotation marks the transcript as partial. The transcript is spliced from 2 exons.